Talaromyces amestolkiae is the source of this 1404-nucleotide messenger RNA. RefSeq lists its product as uncharacterized. The record is from RefSeq and is a predicted model, not a curated record. Gene Ontology annotation, biological process: carbohydrate derivative metabolic process. The transcript is spliced from 2 exons. Gene Ontology annotation, molecular function: carbohydrate derivative binding. Bases 1 to 1404 code for a protein of 467 amino acids. Lineage: Eukaryota; Fungi; Ascomycota; Eurotiomycetes; Eurotiales; Trichocomaceae.
AUGUCUCUCCCCUACACCCACGCUGCCGGCCACGGGGAUGCUCUUUCCACAGCCCUCCAUGUCAUAACCACUGAACGUGACGCUCUCACCCACCUCGAGUACCUCUACCGCACCAAUGACCUGGCCGCAAAGAAUCUUUCGCGCGCAGUCUCGCAACUCGUUCACACAAUCCACCGGGGCGGGAAGCUGGUGGUCUGUGGAGUAGGCAAGAGCGGCAAGAUUGGCCGCAAGUUAGAGGCGACGAUGAACAGCGUUGGCAUUCACAGUGUUUUUUUGCAUCCUACCGAGGCGCUGCAUGGCGAUUUGGGCGUUAUUCGAUCUAUUGACACACUCCUCCUAAUCUCCUUCUCUGGCCGCACGGCAGAGUUGCUUUUAAUGCUGCCUCAUAUCCCACCCACCGUGCCCCUAAUAGCAAUAACAGCACACACUCACCCUUCUACCUGUCCCCUCCUCUCCUUCAACAGCCCCGACAUGACCAUCCUCCUUCCCGCACCUCUACACAUCGACGAAGAAGCCUCCUUCGGCCUAUCAGCACCCACAAGCUCGACGACCGUCGCACUCGCGCUCGGUGACGCGCUGGCUCUCGCAACAGCUCAAAGGCUGCAUAACUCGCCAGGCCUGGGUCCUGCAGAGGUGUUCAAGGGGUAUCAUCCCGGCGGCGCCAUAGGAGCCGCAGCCGCGACUGCGGCGGCCAUCAAUUCGGCGAUUUCGACCCCAUCGACGUCGAUGACCACGUCGCCCAGCCUUGUAUCACUAGAAGACGCGGGUAUGAAGCUUUCUCUCGACGAUACUACCAGCAGCAGCGGCAAAGCCGAUGACGGCGAUGGCGGUGAUGGUGGGUCGAUCUGCACAUCCGACCAUUUCGUGGCUGCAGACUGCAUCCCCACCGUUACACCAAGUCGGCAUCCAUCAGCCAAUCCCACCUCAAACGACAACGAAGAAAUCCGCAUCCUCGACAUCCUUCUAUCCGCAAUACAAAACCCGUCCUCAAAAUCAUGGGUGAAACUAUCACCGACACAAAUCAUUCCGCCGCGCUUACUCCGCUCGUGUACCAGCACACACAAAGUCGACUCCUUGGUAACCGAUCUGCAGUCUCAAGGGUCAUGCGUAUCGAUCGACGCUAGCAAAUGGAUGAGUAUCCGCGCUUCGACCAGCAUCUCGCACACAAAAGAGGUGUUGGAGGAGACGAUGGGGAUAAGUGAUAUGAUGCUCUCAUCCCCCUCUCCUCAACACGACAAGAACAGUAGCAAUGACGAGAAUGGAGAAAAGAAGCAUUUAGUCAUCAGCGUCGUGGAUGAUGCCGAUCCAACACGUAUACUAGGCUUCGUCGCGGGUGAAGAUAUCCAUCCUUCCCUCUUCUCUCCCUCUAUCUUUCCCGACUCGAAUCCCGAGAAAACGACAUGA